GGCGGGCCCGGCCACGGGGGGCGUGUCUCGCCACGCCCGGCCUGCCCCCACCUACGUUCCUCCUCCAGGGCGCUAGCGUGUGCCCGACGCCUGCCCCGCCUGGGACGCUGCUGGGCUCGGCUGGGCUGGGCGGCCGCUGCAUGCCGCACUGGCUGGGACAGCGGAGCCGCGCCACCUAGGUUACCCCGGUGCAUGGGAUGAAGUGAGCCUGUUGCCUGCCUGAAGAGACGACUCUGGCCCCCACAGAGCUGCCCACCAUGAGCAGGGUGCUGCUGGCAGGCAGGAUGCAGCCAGAGAGCUCCCGGAGCGUCUGUGUCUUCCUGCCCACCCGUGAGCAGCUCAGCCUAGCCGUCGGGGUCAAAGCCACUGGACAGGAGCUCUUUCAGCAAGUUUGUGAUUUGGUGAAGAUUAAAGAGCCUCACUUCUUUGGCCUCAGCAUUGUUAAAAAUAAUGAAUAUGUUUUUAUAGACCUGGAGCAGAAGCUCAGCAAAUACUUCUCAAAGGAAUGGAAGAAAGAGACCACCAAAGGAACGGAGAAAUUCAGCCCUCCUUUUGUUGCAUUCUUCAGGGUCCAAUACUAUGUAGAAAAUGGAAGAGUAAUAAGUGAUAAGGUGGCACGGCAGCUCUACUACUGCCACCUUAAAGAACGAGUACUUAUGUCUCGGUGCAACCACAAAGAAGAAAUCUACUUCUUGCUGGCUGCCUACAGCUUGCAGGCAGACUUGGGCAACUACAGGGAGAAAGUCCAUGCUGGCAAAUACUUUGAACCUCAGGCUUAUUUCCCACAAUGGAUAAUUGCAAAGAGGGGGAGUGACUACAUCUUGAAACAUGCCCCAGAGAUGCAUCGAGAACAGCAAGGGCUGAGUGCUAAGGAUGCAGUGCUGAAGUUCAUUAAGGAGUCCUGCUUGCUGGAAGAUGUGCCAGUUCACUUCUACAGGCUGCAGAAGGAUAAGAAGGAAGAUCGCCCAACGGUUAUCCUGGGUCUGACCCUGAGAGGAAUGCACAUCUAUCAGGAGGUGAAUCACGUUCGCCAGCUCCUCUACGACUUUCCCUGGUCACACAUCGGGAAGCUGGCAUUUCUGGGGAAAAAAUUUGAGAUCCAGCCAGAUGGCUUACCCUCAGCACGGAAACUAGUUUACUACACGGGCUGCCCCUUCAGGUCACGGCACUUGCUGCAGCUCCUCAGCAACAGCCAUCGUCUGUUUCUGAAUAUCCAGCCAGUGUUGAAGCAGAUCCAAAAACUGGAGGAGGCUGAAGAGAAGAAGCGUUACCGCGAGUCCUAUAUCAGUGACACUCUAGACAUGGACCUGGACCCGUGCGACAAGAACUCGCGUGGCAGCGGGAGCAGCGGCGGCAGCCGGAGGCACAACCGCCUCUCGCGCCAGUCCACGGGGAGCCACGGCAGCUCCCACACGUCGGGCAUCGAGGCCGACUCCAGGCACCGGGUGUCCGUGGAAAUGUCAGUGGAUGAGCCCUUCGGCAUUGACAGAGUGCACAGGCAAGAGAAAUCCUGCAGCUCGACCAUCAGCUACGGCAGCUCUGGCAUUGAGAGCGGCAGCAAAGGGAGGGCUGAAGAUGACUCUCAGGAUGACGAGCUUGAGCUGGCAGUAGAUGAGCCAGAGGAGGUGCCAGUAAAUGAGCCCUUAGAGGAAAAGCAGUUAGAGGAGGCCACUGUGGGAGAAUCUGUUGAAUCUCUUCCUCUAGAUGCUGCUAGCUGCCAAGCUGUAAAUGAAGAAUUGCUGCCUGUGGUACAAGUCACGCUGAUAAAAAUGAGAGGGCAAAGUGUGGAAUCGCUUCACCAGGUCAGAUCACCCAAAAGCAGGAGCUGUGCAGACCAGCACAGCCAGAGCUUGGAUGAUAUCCGCCUCUACAAGCGCCGCCACCCGCCCCUGAGUGCCGCACUGUCUUCAGACACAUCCCACAGCUACACGUUUGGCUGCAGCCUGGAGGAUAAGCUGUCUGUCUAUGGCUGUGUGUACUCCACGGUGGACUGCAAAACCAAGUCUGCCCUUUAUGGGAAGCGAUCUAUGAACUGCCUGUCCUUGGAUCUUCUGGGAGAGGACCAGCUCCCGGAGGAGUUUGUGGUGUAAUGAGAUUGGAACUCUUCCAUACCAGGAAAUGGCUCAUCAUGGAAAUAUAUACCUCAUUAACACAUGUGAUGUCAUUCUGGUUCUUGCAGGAGACUGUGAGCAGCUUGGUUAUUCUGCUCCAUAAUCAGUGACAUCACUUCUGCAGAUCUGUCUACAGGGCAAAUCGACUGGAGUGUAGCACUUAAUGGUGACAUUUGAAGUGUCUGAGCAGAAGAUGGAAGUGUCCUGCACCAUUAGCAGUGACACAACCAACAUAAAAACCAAAAACAGAGGACCAAAACACAUGCUGAGCUACUAAAGCAAACACUAUGUCCAAAUGGAUUUAUCAGAAAGACAUUUAAAGCCUUAUGUCAGUUUAUCUUCCUGCCUUUUCCUUGUGGUCCCUGUAUGUUAGUGUUAGUGUACAGUACAGAUGUGUUUUCUUGAAUUCAUGCAGCUGCAGCCCUGCCAACAGCUGCCAGGUCACAGGAUGCUCCUGAGCACAUUUGGAGGGCUGGGUAUGGAAGUACCUAGCCCGUUCCUGUUGCAAUGAACACAAGUUGCCUGUUACCUUUACUGGGAGCAAGAACCUGCUCCACCAGGAAUUUAUUUCUCUUUUUCUGUUGUUGCUGUUUUGUGUGUUCUUCUUUUUCCUUCUUUAAAUGAAACUGCCUCUCAGAUGUCUACUACAGCCAUGCUGCAGAUUGAUAAAUAAGUGCUUAUAUUUGUGGGGAGAUGGAGGAGGAGAUAAAAUGACUUGGCUGCUUUUGAGAAUACGAGUGUUAAUUGAAGAGAGGAGUGUGACUGGAGAAUUUCUCCAGGCAUGAUCGCCCCUUACUUUGUAUCAUACUUCUGUGUUGCUAUUUUCUUUGUUUUCCAGAAAGCUGUUCCUUCAGAAAUUUUUCCUCUGCUUAGGAGACAAGUUGCUUUGGAAGGAGAGAGUGGCUGUGUCCAGCUUAGUCAUGGAUAGGUCAUACAAACACAUGGUGCUGCAGGCUGGAGAUAGUGGAAGUGUAGGGCGUUGUUGUCCCAAACCAAGGGCACUUGUUCAGUGAUUUUUGCAUGGUGGAGCUGGCUGUGCUGGCUCUCGCUGAGAAAAUUCUUAUAAUUAUACUAUUUGAUUCAGGCAUUUGCUGUGGAAAACUUCCUGCUGCCUUGUUACAUCCCAGGAAUGUUUGUUUGAUUUCCUUCCCUAUAUCCUUGCAGCACAUCUUCACCUUUUCAGUACCCAGCAUUUGGGAAGGUUGUGACUGCAGCAGGCAUGUGUAAGAUGUACCUAAGCUUAUGACAACAUUGCAGGUGAAAGCCAAUACUUUUUUUGCAAACUAAAAGCAGAUUGAUGCAGCUCUGCCAGCGAAGGAAGUGUGUAUUGUGCAGCAUUGAUCAUUCAAAAGCUGAAGACAGCCUAACUCAGGAAAGGAAGGAAGCCAGACCACCGUGAGGAGGGUUUGACCUGUUGCUUUGAUGGCUCACUGGUUCUAUACAUGAGACAGAACUUGUACUGAAGUGCUGCCAGUGACUGUACAUCUAUCCUCUGAGAUUAAUCCAACACCAAACCCUAGCUGUGUGUUUGAGGUCACAGUAGCCAUGACUCAGUUGACCUCUUUGAUUACACUGUUCUUUCUUUUUGUAAUGAACAAUUAGGAGCCAUGUGUUCAUUAAUCUCUUUUCAUUUGUCUCUCAUCAUUUGUUCCAGACAAAGCCAAAAUCCCUUUACAAAGUACCUGAUGUAGGUUUACUGCAUCAAACAUAAACUCUUGAAUGAGUCUAAAUGAGUAAAGGACAUCUGCCUGCUUGUGAACAGUCCAGUCAAACCUCCCUGUUACCUGGGCAGUUUUUGGCUAUAAGCCAUGAGAGAUGAGCAGAGCCAGGAUCCAGGACGCCAGUGGCCAUGCUGCAGGAAGCAGCCUUACUCUUGCAGCUGCUGUGGAGCUAGAGGGAUGGGUCUUCCUGCAGCAGUGUCUCUCUGUGGAAAAGGUGGGGUGGUCUGGAGUGACAUACCUGCUAAUCUGUUGCUCUCCUACCCAUGCAGAUGUACAGUCACUUCUGCUGACAGGAAAAAAGUGCUUAAAACUGAGUGGCUGUAAUUGUUUGGAACCAUGUCACAAACCAUGCACAUGGCUCGCAUCCACGCAGACUCUCUCAAAGACAAUCACAUUCAUACCUGCUUCAGCCUAACCACCUUCCUGAAGUGUUUAUGGACACCAGGCAGUUGGGUUGUUUUCUUUUUGCAGUUACCAAGCAUUCAGUGGAUUUGGUGAAACGCUGUAAUCUUGGUUACAAAACACACCAGUGCCUGAAAACAGAGUAAUUGGCUCUUGCAUGACCAUCUGUUGCCUUGUACAUACACGAGGGCUUCUUGUAUUCAUGGCUGGUGGGGAAGACAAACUCGCCAGGUCUGGCUGUCUUCUCUCUUAGUGGUCAAUACAGCUCCCUCCAGUACUAUAAACUACAUACACAUAUGAAGGGGAGACCAAACACAUUUGUGUGUAAACUGAGAAUGAAUUCAUACCUUACAAGCACUGUGAAUAUCUCUUAUGCAAGUUUUUAUACUCACAUGAAAAAAAAAAACAAACCAACCAACAAAGAAAAUCCUCACAACCAAACCAACAAAACCCAAACCUUGUUCCUUCUAGUAAUACAUUUUGGGGGUUUAUGUUUUGUUUUUAAUUUAGAAGGUCUCUCUAUUAUUUUUUUGGGGUUGAUUAGUUUGGUAGAGGUGUGAAGCAUUUAUCAGCUGAUGUUAGAAACUAGCUGCCAAUAUUUGUACAUAUCUGUAAAAUACGUGUGCUAUAAUCACUCUAUUUUAAUGGUAAAAUUUUUCUCCUUUCUGUGAAAGGAAUUUCUUGCUGAAAAGGAAUUAAUUAUAUGUAUACCUGCAAUAAAGUAUGUAUAGAAAAAGGUAA
This is a messenger RNA of Pogoniulus pusillus (Red-fronted tinkerbird), 4975 nucleotides long. It is a transcript of the gene FRMD1, whose product is annotated as FERM domain containing 1. Gene Ontology annotation, cellular component: cytoplasmic side of apical plasma membrane; cytoskeleton. The transcript has 14 exons. The record is from RefSeq and is a predicted model, not a curated record. Gene Ontology annotation, biological process: positive regulation of hippo signaling. Lineage: Eukaryota; Metazoa; Chordata; Aves; Piciformes; Lybiidae. The coding region runs from base 258 to 2090 and encodes 610 amino acids.